AUGGCGGACUUUACGUCGGACAGCGGGAGCGACUAUGGCUACGACCUGACGACGUCUGAUGAGGAGCAGGUCUGGUCGGUUAUCGAUGAACUCGCCCCAGCGUCGCCACAAAACCGUCCCGCUCCAGCGAACUCUUCGACCCAUACAAGAAACCAAAUCGCAUCGAGCCCGUUCGACCCAAACAACAACCCCGAUUUCGACCCCGAUGCGAGUCUUGUUGAGGAAGCCGUUGCUGCUAUUACCGAUGAUGAUCUGAGUUUUGAUGUUACGGAGCUCCAGGAGGACAACGAUGAUGCUUAUGGCCAGGGUCAAGGCGCUGCGUAUGUGCAGCGGUCUGCCACGCGCAAUGGCACGCCGGAGAGUUAUGAUAGAAGGCUCGCGCCUUCAGUUCCAGGGGACGAUACCGGGCUUGCUUCAUUCGUCGCUACGACCAAGCCCAGGCCCAUGCCCACGUUGCUUCCAGGCCCGGACGUUAGCUACCCGGAUCUGAGUCGUGCGCUAUCUGAUGCCCAAGACGUUGAACGUUCAAAAAGCGUCAAACGUAAUGGCGCAGCCACCGACAACCGGUCCCCAUUGUUGCGCUUUCGCACAUUCCCGAUGAAGCCGUUCUCCGUGUCAGACCUAACGGCCGGGUCGUGGUGCGAGCUUCAGUAUUAUUACACUCUGACCAGACUACCCGGCGGUAGAAAGACGCAGACAGCAGCGAUGAAACGCGGCACCAAAAUCCACGAGAAGUUGGAGCGCGAGCUCUUUACACCCGUUGAGGUGGUGAUCACCAAGAAAGAAGACAACUUCGGCCUGAAGAUCUGGAAUAUGAUUCAGGGUCUGCGCACACUUCGAGACCAGGGCUUCACUCGCGAGUUUGAGGUCUGGGGUAUGGUCGAGGAUAACUUGGUCUGCGGUGUGAUCGACAGAAUGAGUUCGGAAAACCCGGACGCGGAGCUGCAGGAGGACGUCUUGAGCAAUCGUGGGAGUCAAGCCAUCACGAACUCACAGCCUUACGAGUUGAGCACUCCGAGUGAUUAUGAGAUCUUCAUUAGCGAUGUCAAGACCCGGGGCAGCGCCUCCCCGCCGCCACAGCCCCAGGUCCGGGUCUCGCUCAUCCAGCUCUUUCUGUACCAUCGUUUCAUGUCCGAUAUGGCGUCCGAUAGGCUGGACUACAUGCGUGUGUUUGAGCGCUACGGCCUCAACCCCGACGAGCCCUUCUCUGACGCUUUCAUGGCGCAGAUCGGCGCGGUCCAUGACGAAGUUUUCACCGAAGUCGAUGCCGAGACCGCAUCCAUGCUUAGCGACAACGAAGCCGCCGAUGUCGAUUCCAAUGCGGAUUUUGUGUCGGCCCCUUCCAGCCCUUCGCAACUCUCCUUCAGUAGUCGCCCCGAACCGACGCUAAAAUACGGCACUCUCCGCUCCCUCAUAGUAGCAGUCGAGUACCGCUACCGCGGGCGGGACUCCCCGCCUGCGAGCCCCACCGAUCCCCUCACCACGGCGACAACGACCACAGACUCAACCACCAACCCGACCGGCCCCGGUCCCAACCCCGAGCCCGAGCCUGAACCCGAACCCGCAACCGAACCCAAGCGCGGCUCCGUCAUCUGUACGCACACCUUCUUCGUCGAGCCCCAGACCCUCGACCUGUACCUGGCCGAGACGAUGCGCUGGUGGCGGGGCGAGCGCCCGCCGCACGGCGUCAGGCCCGACGAGGCCGGCUUCAAAUGCCGCUCGUGCGAGUUCCGCGACGUGUGCGAGUGGCGCGCGGCUAUGGACCGUGAGGGCCUGCGGCGCGCGGGUAUGAAUAAGAGGGCGCGCGAGGCUGGUGUGUCAUUGGAGCCGGGGGUGGAGGGGGAGGUGGAGGUGGAGGUGGAGGCGGCGGCGGGUGGUGAGGGGGAUAUUGAGGAUGGUGGUGGUGUUGGUGGUAAAAGGGGUGGGCCGUUGAAGGGAGAGGGGAGUAAGCGGAGGGGGAGGCCGAGGAAGGCUGAUAAGGAGAGGGAGAGGGAGAGGAGAGGGAGAGGGAAAUGGAUAUGGACGCGGACCCCGAGGUCGAGGCGGAAGUUGAGGUGGAGCUGGAAGCAGAAGAGGGGGCCAAGAGGGGGAAGGGGGAGACCGAGGAAGUCCAGGCCCGGUUUGGGGGCGUAUAUGCGUAAGGCGCGUGAAGCGGCCACCGCUCAAAUAUGA
Molecule: messenger RNA, 2172 nt
Organism: Chaetomium globosum CBS 148.51
Lineage: Eukaryota; Fungi; Ascomycota; Sordariomycetes; Sordariales; Chaetomiaceae
Exons: 3
Coding region: 1-2172 (723 amino acids)
Biological process (GO): interstrand cross-link repair
Cellular component (GO): nucleus; mitochondrion
Molecular function (GO): single-stranded DNA 5'-3' DNA exonuclease activity
Source: RefSeq, a predicted model, not a curated record